Messenger RNA from Racocetra persica, 2082 nucleotides. The record is from the annotation of a GenBank genome assembly. Lineage: Eukaryota; Fungi; Glomeromycota; Glomeromycetes; Diversisporales; Gigasporaceae.
AAGAAGUGGAUAUAACAAACUAUCGUGAUCUUUUGAAAACAGCCAAAAAAAAAGAUGAACUCUAUUUUAGAUCAUCUGAUUCCUCGGUACUUAAUGAUAAAAGCACUAAUGAAUCAACUAAUGGCAGUGACAGUAGAUUAGUACAUAAUCAUAUCGACUUUUUUUCGACUGUAGAAAACAUUUUCACUCAAUUCAGACAAGAAACAAGUCGAUCAUAUGGAAGUCUUGAAUUUAUUGGUGAUCCUAAUUCAAAAUUACUCAUAAUCACCCUUGGUUCUGGUUCAUUCCAUUUAAAAAAAGUCACUAAUAAAAACUCCAAAGUCGGUAUAAUACGGAUAAGGAUAUAUCGUCCUUGGUCUGAGAAACAUUUUCUUGCUAAUAUUCCAAAAACGAUUCAAAAAGUAGCUGUAUUGGAACAAGUUAUUGCACGUACGACUAAAUGGACUCCAUUAUAUCUUGACGUUGUUUCAGCGUUUCAAAAUCGUGCUCUUUGGUCAGGUGAAGCGCCGGCCAUCAUUAGUGGAAAGUAUGGAACUUUUUAUGAAGAAUCUAUUAAUACUGACGUUACCUCGUUGUUUGAAAGCUUCGAGUCAGGUGAAUUACGACAAAACUUUAUUGUCGGAGAUGAUGAUGACUCGACAUCUCAACAAUUAAAUGGUGUAAAUGGUCAUUCGACUCAUAUAAUCGAAGCACCGAAUAUUGAAAAACCGUAUCUCAAAAUGCUUGAAGAAGUCUUUAAAGAUCGUUUGUAUAUUGCAAAUUCUGGUCAUUCAAAUAUUGUUAAAUUAACGCCUGAAUUCGCAUUCGGAGUUUUGAUUGCCAAACUUCAAAAGCGUGCACAAUUUGCGGAUCUCGUUGCGCGUGCGGUGAAGGAUACCUCUAUUUCUAUUCAAGAGCCUUUGCUAAAAGCUUUAUCGCAAUGGCUUCUUUAUCAAGAUGAUGCUGAAAAAUCAAAGAAAUUUGGUGAUGAAGCCAUUGAAUCUCUUAGUAAAGUUCAUGAUAGUCAUACGAUACUCUCAGAAAUUUAUAAUCAUAAAGAUGAAUUCACAAAAUCUGCACAAUGGAUUAUUGGUUCUGAUGCAUGGACAUAUGAUAUUGGUGAAUCCGGUGUUCAUCACGUAAUUUCAUCUGGAAAAGAUAUUAAUAUCCUGAUAAUUGAUUCUCAACCUUAUACAACCCGUGCUGCUGCUGAUCCUGAAAAACGUAAAAAGGAUAUUGGUUUAUAUGCGAUGAAUUAUGGUGAUGUUUAUGUUGCUUCGGUGGCAAUAUAUUCAUCAUAUACUCAAGUUCUACAUUCUCUAAUGGAAGCUGAAAAGUUUAAAGGACCUUCGAUCGUAUUAGCAUAUAUGCCUUAUUAUAAUGAAAAUGAUAGUUCAAUCACAGUUUUAAAAGAAACUAAACUAGCCGUUGACAGCGGUUAUUGGUCACUAUAUAGAUGGAACCCAGCGUUAGAAAAGGAAGGCAAGGAAGCUUUUACCCUUGAUUCCGAGAAAAUUAAACAGGAACUUAAAGAUUUCCUUGAUAAAGAAAACCUUCUCACCCAGUUAACACGUUCUAAACCAGAAUUAUCUACAAAUUUAACAAAUUCACUUGAAUCAGAAAUAAAAUUACGUCAGAAAUCAUUCGCGUUAUCUGCAUAUGAAAAGUUAUUAGGUGGUUUAACUGGUCCACCACUUUUAAUUCUUUUUGGUUCUGAUAAUGGUAAUGCGGAAGGUCUCGCAAAAAGAUUGCAUAAUGGUGCUAAGGCCCGUGGUGUUAAUUCGCGUUGCAUGCCAAUGGAUGAUUAUCCCAUUGAAGAUAUUGCUUCUGAAAAGAAUAUAGUAUUUGUUGUUUGUACGGCUGGUCAGGGUGAAUUUCCUCAAAAUGCCCGUGAAUUUUGGAAAACAAUUUCAACUACAACAGAUAUUUCUUUUUCAGAAACUCAAUACGCUGUUUUUGGUCUUGGUGAUAGUAAAUAUUGGCCAAGAGAAGAAGAUAUAAUUUAUUAUAAUAAACCUGGAAGAGAUUUAGAUGGUCGAUUGGAAAUUUUAGGCGGAAAAAGACUUUUGAGUCUUGGAUUAGGUGACGAUCAAGAUGCUGAUG